Messenger RNA from Jatropha curcas, 2831 nucleotides. Its product is annotated as D-3-phosphoglycerate dehydrogenase 3, chloroplastic. Gene Ontology annotation, molecular function: phosphoglycerate dehydrogenase activity; NAD binding. The record is from RefSeq and is a predicted model, not a curated record. NCBI's taxonomy places the organism in Eukaryota, Viridiplantae, Streptophyta, Magnoliopsida, Malpighiales, Euphorbiaceae. Gene Ontology annotation, biological process: L-serine biosynthetic process. Gene Ontology annotation, cellular component: chloroplast stroma.
AUCGAGUCAGCAUGAAUAAGUCUAUACUAUUUCAUGCUGUUGAUGUUGUAAUAUAGAGAGGAGAAGAGGAAGCGAGGCAAAGAGGUUUUUACCUUUAAAAAUGGCGGCUACUUCUUCAUGGAACCUCUUGAUCACUCCAAAUAAACCAACUACUUCAUCUUUCUCGUGGAAACACUCCGUCUCUUAUCCUUUCACCACUGCCUACUUUCGCCGAUGCCAAAACAGAACCACUAAAAGACUCGUAAUUGUUGCUGCUAUGCUGGACGCCAAGCCGACCGUCCUUGUCGCCGAGAAGCUUGGAGAUGCCGGCCUAGAACUCCUCAGAAAAUUUGCAAAUGUCGACUGCUCUUAUAACCUUAGCCCAGAGGAAUUAUGUACUAAAAUUUCACUAUGUGAUGCGUUAAUUGUGAGGAGUGGGACUAAAGUUACUCGCGAGGUGUUUGAACGGUCUGGGGGGAGGUUAAAGGUCGUGGGUCGGGCUGGUGUUGGAAUAGACAAUGUUGAUUUGUCCGCAGCAACUGAACACGGGUGUUUGGUGGUCAAUGCGCCAACAGCGAAUACCAUUGCCGCUUCCGAGCAUGCGAUUGCAUUGCUUACUGCCAUGUCCAGAAACAUAGCGCAAGCUGAUGCGUCCGUUAAAGCAGGCAAGUGGCAGAGAAACAAAUAUGUAGGGGUGUCACUUGUGGGGAAGAUACUUGCUGUGAUAGGGUUUGGAAAGGUUGGAUCAGAAGUCGCUAGGCGUGCCAAGGGUCUUGGUAUGCAGGUGAUUGCACAUGAUCCUUAUGCCCCUGCAGACCGGGCUCGUGCCAUAAGUGUGGAGUUGACAAGCUUUGAAGAAGCCAUAUCAUCAGCCGAUUUCAUCUCUCUGCAUAUGCCCCUUACCCCUGCUACAUCAAAAAUGUUCAAUGAUGAGACUUUCUCAAAGAUGAAGAAAGGUGUCCGAAUUGUCAAUGUCGCUCGUGGUGGAGUCAUUGAUGAGGAAGCUCUAGUUAGGGCUCUGGAUUCUGGGAUUGUUGCUCAGGCCGCUCUUGAUGUAUUUACUGAAGAACCCCCACCAAAGGAUAGCAAGUUGGUGCUGCAUGAAAAUGUGACUGUAACUCCUCAUCUUGGUGCUAGCACUGCAGAAGCGCAGGAAGGUGUGGCCAUUGAAGUAGCAGAAGCUGUUGUUGGGGCUUUGAAAGGGGAGCUUGCCGCCACUGCAGUGAAUGCACCUAUGGUUCCUGCUCAGGUUCUUUCAGAACUCGCACCAUUUGUUACACUUGCAGAAAAGCUAGGGAGGCUGGCUGUGCAACUGGUUGCAGGUGGAAGUGGUGUGAAAUCAGUGAAGGUGACUUAUGCUUCUGCUAGAGGGCCAGACGAUCUAGAUACACGACUGCUUCGAGCCAUGAUUAUCAAAGGUUUAAUUGAACCUGUCUCUAGUGUUUUUGUGAACCUGGUAAACGCUGAUUUCACUGCUAAACAGAGAGGAAUAAGGAUAGCAGAAGAGCGCAUUGUAUUGGACGGUUCACCUGAAAGUCCACUAGAAUUCAUCCAGGUUCAAAUUGCCAAUGUUGAAUCUAAAUUUGCCAGCGCAAUGUCAGAGUCUGGUGAGAUUAAAGUGGAGGGAAGAGUAAAAGAUGGGAAGCCUCAUCUUACCAUGGUAGGAUCGUUUGGGGUUGAUGUUAGCCUGGAAGGCAGCAUCAUACUGUGCAGACAGGUUGAUCAACCAGGUAUGAUCGGUAAAGUCGGCAGUAUCCUUGGUGAGGAGAAUGUAAAUAUAAGCUUCAUGACUGUUGGGAGAAUUACUCCACGAAAACAGGCAGUUAUGACUAUUGGUGUAGAUGAGGAACCCAGCAAACAAGCAUUGAAGAGAAUUGGCGAAGUAUCAGCUGUUGAAGAAUUUGUUUUCGUCAAGUUAUAGUCUUACAGUCAAAAUGAUGCCCAGUGUUGGGAAAACGUCUUAGCUAGUAAUUAUUUCAAGAUUGAUUGGUGUUGUGUUCAUAGUUCUUUUGAUCAAUUGACAUUCAUUUGUCGAGUUUCAUUUUGUAAUUAGAUAACCCUUUCAUUGAAGAAUAGGCUUGCUUCUGUACUUUUGCUCCAUUGAUCAUUCAGGUGUUUGGGCCUCUAGUGGACUUCAUAAGGCCUUUCUAUAAGUUAGAAGCCUGAGAAAGAGAUAAGCUUUCUGUUUUUUACGUAGCUAUUACUGUUACUUGCCUAAUAUGAAAGUUUUUUUGCCGUGCAAAAAAGAAUUACUUUGCGUUUGGCAGUUUUGAAGAGCACAAAUUUUAACGUGUCCAUCUGCCAGAGACUCUCAGUCAUGAAGCAAAGCUGGAGCAGCCACAGCAUAUCGUACGUGUCCUCAAGUAUCGCUAUCAGCAAAGGGUAUAAGUCUUGAAUGAGGAAAGGGGAACUGAAAGAGUAAACGAAGAAGGUGCAAUAGAAACCAAGGUGGAUACGGUAGAUUACCGAUCAUCAGCAGCGCAAGAGGAACCCAACAAGGAGAAGGUAGGGGUGGUUCACCUUACUCGCCAGAAGAGGGAUUCCGGCAGCGGAGAUGGCAUCUUGGCGAGAACAGCUGCUGCAGUGACAAAUACCUUAAGGUCUGCUAAGGAUGCUGUCGUGGGUAGAGGCAAGGACAAGGAUAGCACCAACAAUUGAUUCAUAAAGCAGAGAGAUAAUAUGAGUAUGCUCCUUUUAUAUAAUAUGUGAAAUAUUUGGUAGCCAAUAGAACAGUAAAUGCUAUGGAAGAAAAAUCAUUAAGAGCUGCUUUGGUUUGGUUUAAGCAAAUAUUGUGUACUACUAAAAAUUAUGUAAGUCUUCAGUAUAAUAUAAUACAUAUUUACACAUUAAAA